Molecule: messenger RNA, 1991 nt
Organism: Budorcas taxicolor (takin)
Lineage: Eukaryota; Metazoa; Chordata; Mammalia; Artiodactyla; Bovidae
Gene: ZNF513
Product: zinc finger protein 513
Biological process (GO): regulation of DNA-templated transcription
Molecular function (GO): RNA polymerase II cis-regulatory region sequence-specific DNA binding; DNA-binding transcription factor activity, RNA polymerase II-specific
Source: RefSeq, a predicted model, not a curated record
GGGGCCGGGCGGCCGCAGGCCGGAGGCGCGUCGGGCUGGAGCCGGUCACGAUGCCCCGAAGGAAGCAAAGCCACCCGCAGCCCGUGAAAUGCGAGGGGGUCAAAGUGGAUACCGAAGACUCCCUCGACGAAGGACCCGGGGCCCUGGUAUUGGAGAGUGAUUUGCUACUAGGCCAGGAUCUGGAGUUUGAAGAAGAGGAGGAAGAGGAAGAGGAGGAAGGUGACCGCAACAGCGACCAGCUCAUGGGCUUCGAGAGAGACUCUGAAGGAGACUCUCUGGGGGCCAGGCCUGGGCUUCCCUACGGGCUGAGCGACGACGAGUCUGGGGGCGGCCGCGCACUAAGUGCAGAGAGUGAAGUUGAGGAGCCAGCCAGGGGUCCAGGGGAGGCCAGGGGUGAGAGGCCAGGCCCAGCCUGCCAGCUGUGUGGGGGGCCCACAGGUGAGGGGCCGUGUUGUGGGGCAGGAGGACCGGGUGGGGGGCCCCCGCUGCCCCCACGGCUACUGUACUCAUGCCGCCUCUGCGCCUUCGUGUCCCACUACUCGAGCCACCUGAAGCGGCACAUGCAGACACACAGCGGGGAGAAGCCGUUCCGCUGUGGCCGCUGCCCCUACGCCUCAGCCCAGCUCGUCAACCUGACACGACACACCCGCACCCACACUGGCGAGAAGCCCUACCGCUGUCCCCACUGCCCCUUUGCCUGCAGCAGCCUGGGCAACCUGAGGCGGCAUCAGCGCACCCAUGCAGGGCCCCCCACUCCUCCCUGCCCGACCUGUGGCUUCCGCUGCUGUGCUCCACGUCCUGCCCGGCCUCCCAGUCCCACAGAGCAGGAGGGGACAGUGCCUCGGCGACCCGAAGAUGCCCUGCUGCUUCCAGAUCUGAGCCUCCAUGUGUCACCAGGUGGUGCCAGCUUCCUGCCGGACUGUGGGCAGCUGCGGGGUGAAGGGGAAGGCCUGUGUGGGACUGGGUCAGAACCACUGCCAGAGCUGCUGUUCCCUUGGACCUGCCGGAACUGUGGGCAAGAGCUGGAGGAGGGGGAGGGCAGUCGGCUGGGAGCAGGCACGUGUGGGCGCUGCAUGCGAGGAGAAACUGGAAGUGGUGCCAGUGGGGGACCCCAGGGCCCCAGUGACAAAGGCUUCGCCUGCAGCCUCUGCCCCUUUGCCACUCAUUAUCCCAACCACUUGGCUCGGCACAUGAAGACGCACAGUGGUGAGAAGCCCUUCCGCUGUGCCCGUUGUCCCUACGCCUCUGCUCACCUGGACAACCUGAAACGGCACCAGCGUGUCCACACAGGAGAGAAACCCUACAAGUGCCCCCUCUGCCCCUAUGCCUGUGGUAACCUGGCCAACCUCAAACGUCAUGGUCGGAUCCACUCUGGGGACAAACCUUUUCGGUGUAGCCUUUGCAACUACAGCUGCAAUCAGAGUAUGAACCUCAAACGCCACAUGCUGCGGCACACAGGCGAGAAGCCCUUCCGCUGUGCCACCUGCGCCUAUACCACAGGCCACUGGGACAACUACAAGCGCCACCAAAAGGUGCAUGGCCAUGGUGGGGCAGGAGGGCCUGGCCUCUCUGCUUCUGAGGGCUGGGCCCCACCUCACAGUCCUCCCCCUUUUGAGCUCUCGGGGCCCGACAGCCCUGGGUGCCACCAGUAGCCGAGCUCUCCAUACAGACUCACCCUGAACUAGGUCCUUCUGUCCCAGGGCUCCAUGCAGUAGUCCUGACCCUCCUGUGUUUUAUACAGACGGACCAGAAGCCACCUUCUCCUUCCUCCCCCGCUGGCCAGGGGGCUCCACACUGACUCACCUAGGCACUGUUUGGACCAGCCCAAACCCCAUGGGCAGGGGACCUAUAUGGACCAGGGGGCCUUGCCUUGACUGAUGCACUUCAUAAGCUCAGUGAGAAGGGCCCUGUAUUCAUCUCCACUGCUCCCAGGGGCAGUGGAGGAACUGGCUGGGGGACUGUCCAGCCUCACACCUGUUUAUUUAACUUAU